CUUAAUCUGCUGAUCAGCAUGCAUGCUCCGUACGUGUCAGCGCUGCUCUCUUUUCUUCUUCUGAGCUUCCUGCUUCCUGCAGCAGAGGGGAGCGAAGCAGCUGGCGGGAGGCAGGAGAGGGAGAAGCGAAGCUUGCCAUACUGGGGCCUGUGGUCUUCUGACUUUUAUGGAUGGUUGGAGGAGUUACGAGCCCAGGCAGCCGAUAGCGGGAUGCAGGAUCUGGCUCGCACCUUUUGGGCUCACUUCCCCAUCAGCAGAGAGCUGGGCUACGACAGUCCCGAGCCCGAGCCUGAACCUGAGGAGUGAGGCAAAGGGUGCAGAUGGGAAACUGAACAGUCUUAGUGCAGGA
Molecule: messenger RNA, 349 nt
Organism: Archocentrus centrarchus (flier cichlid)
Lineage: Eukaryota; Metazoa; Chordata; Actinopteri; Cichliformes; Cichlidae
Gene: otos2
Product: otospiralin 2
Exons: 3
Coding region: 19-306 (95 amino acids)
Biological process (GO): sensory perception of sound
Source: RefSeq, a predicted model, not a curated record